GCAGCACUGUUUUCAUUCAUUAUUACUUUCUAUUUCCGUGCGCUGAAAAUUUGUAAAUAUUUACGCGAAUUUGCUACCCAAAAAUGUCGAAAACAAACUAAAAUGGGACAUUGAGGGGCUGCAAGGAUUGCCACCGUGUUUUUAAGCCAAAAGAAAACAUCGCUUUGCAUGAAAAUCAACCAGCAAACCUACUGCCUCCGUGUUAGGUCGUACUCUUAAUUGUAAAUGUAAUUGUAGCUGCCCAAGUGCCAAAAUAUAUCAGCAAAUGCUAUCAAAUAAUAGAAACAAAUAGAGCAAUGCUCGGAGUGGAAGAAACCAGGAGUGAUGAGCGGCGGCAGGCGAAGGAAAUGACGAAGACGCCAGAGAACAAAUACAAAUUCAUCAGCCUGUAAUUAUUUACAGACCUACCACAUCGGAAUACUCAACACCCGCAUACUAGCAAAGACGAAGAGUCGGACAAAAGCACAAAGCUGCGAUAAGCAACACCCACCAGUACAUGCCAAAUUAAACGCACAGCAAGUACCUCCGGGAGCUGCUAUCAGUGAAAUACUCAAACAAACCAUGAGCUGGCUGCGCCAGAGUAGCAGUGGGGGCGUUGCCUCCGCCGGACACUCCGGCAACAUCCGCCAGCGGCCCAUUGAUGCGGCGACGGACUGCGAUCCGCGCGCCUGCUACGACAGUUUCUGCAAGCAUUGGCAGCAAGCCCAUGAGAUCAUCCAGCACAGUGCUCCGCCCUCGCACGACGACGUCCUAGGCGUGGUCUCGCAUUUGGACUAUAUGGUGACGCUGCUGCUCGUCGAGCUCCAUCAUUGCAACAAAGUGGCCUUGCCGACCACGGAGGCCAGUGGCCCACCAGCGGCACCCUGCCUGGAGUACUUGCUAAGCGAGAAUCUGCUGGAUAAGCUUUACGAGUGGUCUUGCGCCACCGGUCGCUAUGCCAAUGCGGUUCGACUGGAACAACUGAAGCUGUACGAGCUGUUGGUGAGCCAUUCGCGCCACCAGCUGCUCUGCCACGAACCCUUCCUACGACCCCUGCUCAAGAUCCUGGCAUCCAGCCAGGGCGAAAUAUUUCCGCCCGACUUGGAGAAGCGCUUGGUCAUCCUGCUGAACCAGCUGUGCGUGGUUCUAAUGCAGAAUGUUCACCUGCUGGACUUGUUCUUCUUUUCCGCCCAGACCCAGGUGCAGGAGCAGAUUCAAAACGGUAGCGUGCCGCCUCCCAAAAGUGGAACCACAACCAACUUCAUUAUCUUCUCGCUGCUAAUCCCCUAUGUUCAUCGCGAGGGCAGUCUGGGACACCAAGCUCGCGAUGCCCUGCUCCUCUGUAUGGCGCUUUCCCAAAAGAACUCCAACAUCGGAACCUACAUAGCCCAGUACUCGUCGAUAUGCCCGCUGCUGGUUACCGGCCUCGGUGGCCUCUACUCGCGCCUGCCCAACAGCAUCGAGAUAAGUGCCAUCGACUGGCACAGGAUUACGCCGGACGAUGUCACGGAGAUUCCGGAGCUGACACUUUUUAUGAACGCCCUGGAGUUUUGUAACGCGGUGGUGCAGGUGGCCCAUGAGAUGAUCAAACAGCAGCUGCUGGACUUUAUGUACCAGGGCUUCAUUGUGCCCGUUCUGGGUCCAGCAAUCCUGCAGACACUGAAGGGCAAACAUUUUCAGACGAACAUCGACUCGCAAAUCUCGGCCAUGUCCUACCUGGAUCUGAUUCUGCGCUCUAUCACCGAACCGGGUCUGCUGAGAGCCUUUGUGCGUUUCCUGCUGGACAACGAGAAGUUCGACGGGGAGCGGAUCCUGGAUGCUCUAGUGGAGCGACUAAACUCGCCCGACGCCAAUCUUUGCAUGGUGACACUGGCACUGUUUGAUACCCUUCUGGGAUUGCAUUGCGAGGACCUGAUGCUGGAACUGCUGCUCAAGUUUAUGCUGCCGGGCAAGCACGUGCCCCUUUCGCAUCGCCACAAGAUCAACAAGAUCGAUCCCUAUCUGAGCAGUAGCGAGUUCUUCCUGGAGCUGUCGCCGGAUGUGAUGAAAAGAGCCAGGGACUUGGCCAAGCCCAAGGCCCUCCAAGAGCACCCGGUGGUGGGGGAUAUCCCCUCGCCGGUUAUGAGCAAAACCAUAGGCGCCAAUUGGAACUACUAUGGGGUGCACACAGGUGAUAGUUUGUAUGCCAACAUUCAGGCGUACUUGUUCGAGGCGCACUGGAGGAUCGCCCAGUGCCAGAGGGACUGUCUCAAGUGGGCGAAUAGCUAUCGGUAUCAGAAGUGGCCCCGGCACGGCCAGGGUCGCGUCCAAGCCCACGCCCUCGACUUGGCGAGGCAGUUCUUCAGCGAAUACGGAGGCAGUGGCCCGGUUGUGUCCAGUGAGACGGGUGAGAAGCAGCUGGACAGCUUGCAAUCAAUUGGCGAGUCCAGCGGCUAUGAGUCGUUCAAGUGGCGACCGGCAGACGAGGAGAGCGAAGCCACAGACACUACUCUGGCCACAACCGCCAGUGAGGUGGAGCUGGAGCACAACAGCAGUAGCAUCAGCAGUGGAUUGGUUGCGUCUGGCAGACGAGAGUCCUGGCGCGUUUCGCACAACAAUCGCAAUGAGUUGGUAUUGACGGAUCUGGACUUCUCGGAGGAUUUGUUUGCCCAGGGCACCGUGAGCUUAGGUCCCUUCCUCAAUGCCAUCUGGGGCAAGCUCCAGACCUUCACCAGCAACUCAUUGUACGUCAAUCUUCACCUGACCGGCCUCAUCACCCGGCUAGCCUGGUACCCCCUACCUUUGAUCCACUCGCUGCUGCUUCGUUCUGACAUCGUCAUCACCUCGGACACCCCAUCCUUCCACCAGGUGUUGCGUAUUCUCAAGCAACAGAUCGAUGCCGAGCUGCCGGUCACCGAAGACUCCCUGGAGAUUAUCGAUGUGGCCCGGUCCUCGCUCAUCGACCGAGAGUUCCGUUUGGUGAACACUCGGAAAGGCAAUGAGGGUUCCCCGUCGCACCACAAUCUGCAGCAACAACAGGCUAUAAAUCCCGCCCAGCAGCAAGGGCAACAAAGAUCGGCCUAUGCGACCCUUUCGGCUGCCACACCUGUGCAGGCCACGCCCACCAGUGCCUAUGAUCCCUUCAGGCGCAGCGACAAUAAGAGGCGGAGCAUUAGCAAGUCAAUUACCACGCUGUUUAGCAGAAAAUCUGCUCCUCCAGCCGCCCCAUCGGCAGGGCCAGUCAAUGGAUCUUCCGCUUCAUCUGGCUUAUCACAAAUUUACGCAUUCUUCACCGGAGCUGCCUCCUCGCUGGUGGGAAACAAUUCAAGCUCAGAGAGCCGGGGAUUCAACCAGGGACAGCAGACGUCGGGCACGUGUGAGACCAGUUUAAGUACGCAACCGCCACGCAUCGCGACGGCAACUGGAGCUUCCGGAAGCAGCAGCAACAGCAGCAUCGGUGGAUCCUCCCAAACGCUCUCCGCCCACUCCAACACCACCACCCACUCGUCAAGCACCUUGCACGGCCUGGACGGCGGCCCACCCAGUUUCAACUCCGAGCCCGUGUCCCUCGAUUCGGUUGCCUCGAUGGGCAUCAUUGCCAGCACAAGUGGCACGGAACGCUCCCGAGACCUGGCCCUGUGCGCCGUCCUGUUGGACGAGUGGCUCAAGGAGCUGGCGGCCAUUGCCCAGGAGCAGAGUGUUGUGCUGGUCACCGAACAGUCGCUUUGACACCAGAACUCCAUGCAGAUGCUCAUGCGGAUGAAAUGUGUAUACCUUAUUUACGGAUUUGUUGGCUUUUGUUUGUUUUAUCCAGCUUUUCUAACGAAAUUAUUUCAUUUUACUUGUUAAACUAUCGAUAUUUAUAUUUUUAAAGCAAUUUUUAACGAACAAUACCUUAGUUUUGAACAGAUUUACAUAAAGAUUUAUAAAAGCACACGGACUCUAAAAAAAGGAGAGUAAACUCAACAUACGUUUUAGAUUUAGGGUGUAAAGUUUAGGACAAAGAGGAUGUAAGUGUUCAGAUGUAAACAAUUAUUCUAAUUGGAGGAUUUAUGGAGGAGACUAGCUAUAGAGUACACACAUACCAUGUAUACAUAUGUAUUUUUGCAAUAUAUUUUAUGCUUUUAUGUACAUAUGCAAGAUCAAAAUAACCAUGUUUUUUAAAGCCAACGUGAAAGUAUUAAAUUGGUCCAAUUAAAUGCACA
Molecule: messenger RNA, 4163 nt
Organism: Drosophila bipectinata
Lineage: Eukaryota; Metazoa; Arthropoda; Insecta; Diptera; Drosophilidae
Product: FHIP family protein GF15501
Source: RefSeq, a predicted model, not a curated record